Messenger RNA from Penicillium brevicompactum, 2439 nucleotides. Its product is annotated as cell differentiation and development protein Fsr1. The record is from RefSeq and is a predicted model, not a curated record. Gene Ontology annotation, molecular function: protein binding. The coding region runs from base 1 to 2439 and encodes 812 amino acids. Lineage: Eukaryota; Fungi; Ascomycota; Eurotiomycetes; Eurotiales; Aspergillaceae. The transcript is spliced from 4 exons.
AUGUCUGGGAUGGGAGGAAUGCCCGGCGCUAUGGAUGGCUCAAGCGGUCCACAGGGCACGGAAUACACGCUGCAGGGUGUUAUGCGCUUUCUGCAGACGGAAUGGCAUCGACACGAACGCGAUCGCAAUGCCUGGGAGAUCGAACGUGCCGAGAUGAAGUCCCGCAUUGGCCGCUUGGAGGGUGACCUCCGCACCAGCAAGCGUUUACACGAGUCUCUAGGCAAGCAUGUGAGGCUGAUGGAGACUGCGCUGAAGCGCGAAAGGGAAAAGGUCAAGAAGUUAUCCAACAAUGAAUCUCUCGAAGAUACCAAGGACCCCAAGGAGGUUGCGCGUGAUAGCGUCAAUUUCCUAAAGUCACAACGCCCGAAACCGAGCAUGGAUAAUGAGAAUGACCAAGAAUUGGACAACGAGAGCCAGCAGGACGGUGAACUCGAUGAAGGCCGGGACAAAGUUCGAGGCUUCCUGACCAAAGCCUCUCACGAAAUCUCGUACCAUGUUAUACCUACCUCCCAUCCUCCACCCGAUCUCACCGACUCCGAUAUCUCAGGCCAUCUAUAUGGAAAUUCACAGUUGUCUCAACAAAACUUAGAGGAGGCCUACCUACAGCAGCAACGACAAAAAGCUAACCAGGUUAUGGCGCGCGAAAUGGCGCUUCAAAAUCAUCAACCAGUGACAAACCACUACUCUGACAACGCGAUGGCUCGGGGCCAAAAUCAGUUCCUCCCGCGAGACGCAGUGGAUCGGCGGUCACUUGAAUUGCAGCAAGCUCCCGCUGGGGCAACUGGAAACCGGUCUCAUGUAUAUCAACAGGGCUUAGUCGAUGAUCAACAAAACCAAGCGCUUGAAGCACAAGGACCUCAAGUGGCUGUGAAGGAAGAUCUCAACCCGCAGGCCUUGCCUGAGAAGACCGAGGAUGUGGAUGGGUGGAAUUUUGACGAACCAGCGGAGCAGCAGCCAAUCGCAGAGCCGGUCCCGCCUCAUCGCCCAGACACCGAUGCGUUCCCAAAUGCCAAUUUCGUUCGUCCCGAGUUGUCGGCAAAGGCAGGUUCUCUUCCACACCGACGAAAGAGCUCUGGGUCAAGGCGCAAGAGUGAAGGUGCAAUUGAUAGCCGCGAUGGAGGCGCGGCCUUGACCCAACAACCAGACACCAACUUCAAAGUUCGAUUUGCUUUGCGCGGUCAUUUGGACGUGAUUCGGUCCGUCAUUUUCACUGGCGGCGGAAGCCCAUCAGAGCCUGAAAUCUGCACGUGCAGUGACGAUGGAACCAUCAAACGAUGGAUCAUUCCAGCCACCUAUGGUGGAUUUGGACCGCACGGCCCUGGCCCCAGCAACGAUCUUGAUAUCACAAGUUAUUUCACCCACCGCGGACACGAAGGUGCUGUCACAUCAUUGGCUGCCUGCUCGCCGUCUCAGAACAUCUCCAAUGGUGGUCGUGUUUUGGGAGAUGGAUGGGUCUUCUCCGGUGGUCAGGAUGCCAGCGUACGCGUAUGGGAGCGUGGGCGUGUUGACCCUAAGGCUACCUUAGACGGACACACAGAUGCAGUAUGGGGACUCUGCGUUCUCCCGGGGACAGUAGGAUCUGUCUUUGGCGAUUCGAGCAGCCAUUACGGUGGACCGGAUCGCAUCUUGCUGGCCUCUGGUGCCGCAGAUGGUCGGAUUCUGAUCUGGGCUGUGAGCGCUCCUCCCCAGAUCUCGUCACCUCCCGGUGGAUCACGCCGUCAAGGUGGGAGCCGACGUGCGAACUCAAUAUCCUCUGGGUCCAACUUCCCAUCCUCGCCACAGCCCAGUGUCGCUACAACUACGCCUUUCCACCACACUCUCAUCCACCACAUCGUUCGCCCUGAAUCCCCUUCGCCGACAUGCAUCAGCCCGCUAUCGCUUGCAGGUGUCAACUUCGUUGUCUCUUACUCAGAUGCCUCUAUCCUUGUUUAUGAUACACGAACCGGCGAGGAAAUUGCGGCCAUGGCUAGUCUUGAAACCUAUGACGGCACACCAUCCACUGGUGUGAACUCUGUCGUUGCAACCACCAUUGGCUUUGAUGGAACGGCCAAUCUGGAUCCUAACCGCGCACCCACCGAGGAAGAAGUUGUUCAUGGAGCCACUGGCUCGAGCAAUGUGGAGGGCGUUAUCAUCAGUGGCUACGAGGACCGCUACAUUCGAUUCUUUGAUGCCAACAGUGGUCAAUGUACUUACACGAUGCUUGCCCAUCCUGCUGCAAUUGCCUCAUUGUCACUGUCCCCUGAUGGACGGGAGCUUGUUUCGGCCGGUCAUGAUGCAAGCUUGCGGUUCUGGGACCUGGAGAAACGCACCUGUAACCAGGAGUUGACAAGCCACCGAUUAAUGCGUGGCGAAGGGGUGUGUGCUGUGGUUUGGAGCCGUGAUGGCCGCUGGGUCGUUGGCGGUGGUGGAGAUGGUGUGGUAAAGGUUUUCUCCCGAUGA